Dreissena polymorpha is the source of this 6320-nucleotide messenger RNA. RefSeq lists its product as uncharacterized. The transcript is spliced from 5 exons. The coding region runs from base 45 to 2525 and encodes 826 amino acids. NCBI's taxonomy places the organism in Eukaryota, Metazoa, Mollusca, Bivalvia, Myida, Dreissenidae. The record is from RefSeq and is a predicted model, not a curated record.
CGAAGCGAGGCAGGUAUGGUUCAAAUUGGGACGAGUAUCCCGUAAUGGCGAGGCGGGGCAUAUCGUGUUUGUUUGGUAACUUGAUGCAUUUCCGGUGUGGUUGUCGUGUGGGCGCCGGGUCUGUCUCCAACAAUGAGUCGAUACCGCCGUCAUUAACCGAGGCGACUGAGCAGCAGAGUAGACCGGAAGUAGGUCGCGUCAACCAGUUGGGUUCAGCUGCGCAGUUUGGUUUGAAGGUUCAGGUUGGUGACGUAAUGGUUGAUGCAGUGAUUGAUUCGGCAGCGGAGGUCAGCCUCAUCUCAGAUCGGGUCUAUAAGGCCAUGAAGCAGCCACCUCCCAAGCAGCGUGAUGUCAAGCUGUUGAUGACAGGAAGGGAUGCCUCCAUGCAGGGUUUUGUAGUAGGCCCAGUUAAGUUAAAGAUUGGUAACUACUGGUAUCAGCAGCAUUUGUAUGUAGCCCCGACAGAUGUCGAUAUGCUACUUGGUUUCGACAUUUUGAUGAAUCCGGGCAGGGCCAUCAUCAAUAUGGCAGAGGCCACUAUUAUUUUUGAUGGGCAGGUUUUGAGCCUCGAGGGGGGAAGCCUACAGCAUACCGACCACGUGCAUGACGCAGUUACGUCCGCGUUGCCGACAGCUUCAGAAGUCGUCCGGGAUCCACAGAUGGUCACCAAUGAGUGCACUGAGCGGGACCGUGGGGGUUCUAGUUAUGUCGGUACGUUUCGCGUGCAGCGGGUGGCGGUCCAGUCUGGAGUUAGGGCCACCCCGACCGCCGGACAUGCAGAUCCGGCUGGCGUCACCGCGGAAGACAGCCGGGAGAAAGCGUCCAGUUGUGGUGUCACCGCGGCAGACCGUCGGAAAAGGGCUUCCGGUUAUGGCGUAACAUCGGAACACCGCUGGAACAGUGCGUGCGGUUACCGAUUCUCCACUAGUAACAUCAAGCUGCCGACCGUUCAAGAAGUUGUCCGUCACUUUGGGGUGUGCACCGACGAGAGCACUGAAGGAUGCAACAAUGAGACUGUAGGCGUCGAUGAUGCGGUUCCGUUGGUGCUACCAACAGUUCACGAAGUUGUCCGUCAUAUUGGGGUGUGUACCGACAUAAGCUCUGAAGGAGGCAAUGGUGAGACUGGCGGCGUCGGCGGCAGAGAAGACGAGUUCACUGAAGGCAUCGAUGAUGCGGUUCCGUUGCAGAUACCAACAGUUUGCGAAGUUGUUCGUCACAUUGGGGUGUGCACCGACAUGAGCACUGUAAGGGGCAACGGUGAGACUGGCGGCGUCGGUGACGGUGAAGCUACAGCGGAGGGAGAAAACAGUUACAAGCCGUAUCAAGUCCAGCAGGGAUCUUCCAGAUUUGUUUAUUUUAUUUUUAUUUUUUGUUAUGCUUGGCUUCGUCAUCGGUGUUGCGGAGUAUUCAUUUUCCCAUUUCCUUUCAGUAUGGACACUAGCUUUGAGAUGAAUGAGAUUCUGCUUCUAAAUGAUGUGGAUGGGUUGGGCCCUCGAUCUAACCCAAGUUGGGCGGCACAGAUGGACGACGAAGACAGGGCCGACCUGGAUGUGGCCCCAGGAAGCUCCAGGACGGCCGCGGAACAGGAGAUUGUCGAGAUGGACACUAGCGAGAUCGUCCCGAUCGCAGCCCUAGAAGAGUCGUCUAGCUACGGGAACCCUGUCGGCAUAGUCCUUACAGGGUUGCCCAAGAAACCUGUCGGCAUAGUCCCACAGGAGUUGUUCAGUUUUCGGAGCACGUCAGAAGAAUCGUCUAGCUACGGGAACCCUGUCGGCAUAGUUCUUACAGGGUUGCCCAAGAGACCUGUCGGCAUAGUCCCACAGGAGUUGUCCAGUUUUCGGAGCACGUCAGAAGAAUCGUCUAGCUACGGGAACCCUGUCGGCAUAGUCCUUACAGGGUUGCCCAAGAGACCUGUCGGCAUAGUCCCACAGGAGUUGUCCAGUUUUCGGAGCACGUCAGAAGACUCGUCUAGCUACGGGAACCCUGUCGACAUAGUCCUUACAGGGUUGCCCAAGAGACCUGUCGGAAUAGUCCCACAGGAGUUGUCCAAUUUUCGGAGCACGUCAGAAGAAUCGUCUAGCUACGGGAACCCUGUCGGCAUAGUCCUUACAGGGUUGCCCAAGAGACCUGUCGGCAUAGUCCCACAGGAGUUGUCCAGUCUUCGGAGCACGUCAGAAGAAUCGUCUAGCUACGGGAACUCUGUCGGCAUAAUCCUAACAGGGUUGCCCAAGAGACCUGUCGGCAUAGUCCCACAGGAGUUGUCCAGUCGCCGGUUUCAUUCUGGUAACACCCAGAGGAACCAGUUAAGUCAUGGCGACUCCUCGGUAAACCGCCAGAGCGGUGCGUGCGGUUACGGAGUCGCCGCGUGUGUACGCCGGAAGAUCUCGGAGGUUGGAUCUAGGGGACCUUUCAGGCGUGGCUCUGAAGGGUGGCGACCCGCAAGUUCUCGCCGUUGGGAGCAGUCCCAGCGGUGGAAAUUAGGUAAGUGUCUGAGCGAGCGUGAGGGCCUGAGGUUAUUAUCUUAAUAAAAUGGCGGGGGUGGGUACCUUUAAUAGUUUUCUGUUUUUCUUGUUUUAUUUUAGUUGUGUUUCGCUCCAUUUAGUGUCAGUGAAGUGUAAAUUUGUUAUGUGUCAAACAAUUCUGUUGAUAGAAUCGAUGUGUUUGAUUAACCAGGCACGUGUCCACUUAUUCGAUUAGUCCCUUAUUGGCCUCGCCCACCAGUCCAUUGUUUGGUUACUAUUUAGUAAAUUUGAAUACAUUAUUAGACUGGUUACUUUUGGUCUCCGUGACAACGCAGGGUUGAUUUCACUGUCAUGACAUCCGGCAACUGAUACCGUUUUUCAUUUUUCUGUUCAUGUUUCCCUGAGUGGGAGUGGAGAUGUUUGGGUUGGUAUUGCCACCCGUAAAUAUAUAUAAAAACACUAUAAUUGUUGUAGUGUUGUUGUUAAAUAGUAGAAAUGCAAGCAUUAUAGACAUAUUAACAUUUAUAUUAAUUAUUAUUAUUAUUUCGUACUUGUACUGAUGGUGUGUUUUCACGCGAGUGUAAUACGCCUAAUGGGUACACGUCGCCUCGCUGAAUACUGGGGGAUAGUUGGCGGCAGGGCGAGGUAUUUAGAAUACUCUUAUCAGAUCCAGCUGUGAGCUCUUUCAGCCCACUUUUAUUUAUAUUUCUCUGAAUAACCACUCAUGGACAUGUCAUCAUUGUAUAUUAUGCCAUUAGAAGAUGUAAAUUGUUGCAUGUCAGGAACUGUGGAGAAUUAUUGCAUGUCAGGAACCGUGGGAAACUGUUGCAUGUCACCCAACGUGGUGGUAAAUAUUAUUUAGAUAAGUUUUUUAGUGAAAUUUUAGUGUAACUGUUCACAGCUGAAGGCUGUCCAUGGCUAAAGCUUUGUGGAUUUACUGGCUGGGCGAGCCCAUUAAUCUCUCGGCAUGAGACUGUGAACGGCAAAAUAAAUCAAUACUUAACUGUUAGCGUUGAUUUCAGACCAGGGAUAACUGACAUUUUAUGGAGGGUAUUACACUUUAAUUGGGGUAUGCAUGCAUAUUAAAAUAUGCUUGGUGGUCGUACGAAAACCGGCCAAUGGGUUAAAUUAGUUGUGGUCUAUCUAGGGUUGAGGCCCCCAUUCUGCGCACGUUGUGGCGUGCCUGUAGUUUUGAAACAAUUAGGUCGUCCCGACUUUGGGGAGUCCGAGCACGGUCAUAGAUCCGCUAGGUCGCUGCGUCUAGGCGUACAUCGCAUGGCGAAGGCGCCCUCCUUGCUUACGAAAGGGGCAUUGGGGUCCGAGAGAAAGUCAAUAUACUUCCUUGGGGUGCAUGGGACGGCUUGGGCGCAGCGGCUUUAGAGUACGUUGCAUGGCGAAGGCGCCCUCCUUGCUUACGAACGGGGCAUUGGGGUCCGAAAGAUAGUCAAUAUACUUCCUCGGGUGCGACGGGACGUCUACGGCGGGACGACUAUGACAUUCGGCGGGACGACACCUUUUGUGAGUAGGGGGUCUUCCCAAAAAGAGAAAAGUGAGGGGAGUGUAGUGCCAGUGACAUCUGGUGCCACGCCCCUAUGCAGAGUUGGUACCCGGCUUGCGUCGUUCAUGUGACGGGACCAUGUUGCAUGAUGUGGAGCCAAUCGGAUGGACGCAGAUGCCUGAUGGGAUGACCAUGCUCUCUUGCUACCCGGUCCGCGAACGUGUGCAGACGUGUUCCCUGAGGUAAGUAUUGCCAGGAAGAUAGAUGCCCUGAGGUAAGUAUUUCCAGGAGGAGCAUAAGUGUAAACCUGUGACGUAAGUAUUAGCCUGUGACUAAGUGUCUUGCCCUGGAGGUUUAGCCUGUGCGUGGGGUAGGUAUUCCCAGGAGGAUCGGUUGUCUGCAGCCGACGACGAUUGCGGACGAGCGUUUCCCUCGAAGAGUGUACUGCCAAGGACGACAGUGCCAUCCUGACAAGGUUUACAGUCGAUGCUCAUGCUGGGAAGUUAUAUUUCAAGACCCCGAGGAAGUGUGAGGUGUAUGGAAUCAGCUGUGAAGGAUCUGGAAAGCAGGUGUUUUACCUCGCAGACAAAGGCCAGUCACAUGGUAAAGGUGCAAAUGCUGUGGUCAGCCAGGUUUACCACUUCCUCAACACAAACAGUCUUGGAGAACAGCAUGCUCACUUUCAGUGUGACAAAUGUUGCGGCCAAAAUAAAAACAACAUAGUCAUCUGGUACCUUCUGUGGAGAGUUCUUGUAGAUGCUGAAGAUCAAAACUACGCAUUUGAUUUGAAACAGAUUCACAAGACCCAUAGGAAUCAAAAUGCCUUAACCCUUUACCAAACAACACAUUUUGGACUUUCCCAAUUUGAAAGACGCUGCAGACGUCAAUUGAAUUAAAAUGGAAUAUGAAGGAAAAGAUCAGAAACUCCAAUGCACAAUUGCUGUCUGAUGUCGCUGCGUCUGUGGGGUUAUCGUCAAGGACGGGCCACAACAUCCGCCAGCUUGUGGGGGACACUUCCAAUCCUGUUGUUUUCUUAGACAGGAAGGAUUACCUUUCAACAUUGUUUCACCCCAUAAAGAAUGUCACCAAAUUGAAUCAAUUCCAUGUGUCAGCGGAUCAUCCCGGUGUUGUUGAGUGCAGGGAAUUUAGGGACUCACCAGUAGUCAGAAUCACUCUCAGGAAGGUCUCGAAAGUGAAUGUUAAUGUGAGCUGUGACAACCUGCCAUAAGAAAUGUUUGCGAAAGGGCUUGAUCUGGACCAUCUGACUGUGAUAUUUAUUUGAAAACAUUCGAGAAUUUUGUUGCACAGAUGAACCAAAAAACUUGACAUGUCCGAAACGCGCUACUGGUGAGCGACAAAAUACAGACUGUGCCUCCCAAAAAAGAACAUGCAUUAAGAUGCGCAUCUGAUCUUCUCUGAUAAUGCCACAACAAUUACAUACAUCAUGUAUCAGUGUUUAUUUUGUCCAAGGUAUUGGGUGAUAUAUUUUGCCCAAAACAGUGCAAAAAAUCCUCUACUCCUAGGAAAGCUUAAACAUGUAUACGAGUGCUAAAUGUGUCAGUUGAUACAGGUUUUGAAAUGUUCAAUACAAACGUUUGUUGUUCUAAUUGCAUAAGCAUGUUUUCAAGUUUUUUAUAUCUCAUACUUACAAAACAAAAAUAUUUUUUUCCAUGUUACCAUGCAAUUGUUUUCACCUUAUGGACACAGACUGCCUUUCCGAAAAACUGGAAAAAAAUCAGUGUGAAUAUUGUAUUUAUUUUUGUUUUACAAUGAAAAUCCUAUAUUUUUGUUUGUUUGCUACAUUGUUUCCAUAGUAACAAAAACAAACAAUUUUGAUGUAUAAGUUAUUGUUUAUUUUGUCUAUUUUUCUAUAUCAGAAAUAAUGAUAAAUAAUGAUUAUUUCAUAUACUGAAACAUUGAGUAUCCAACUGUACUUUUAACCAACACUUUUAAUGCUGUUUUUUUCCUUUCUGUUGUGUUUGAGGUUACAUUAUACUUAAAUACACACGUAACUGAUUAAAAAAGGAAAUUGUUCAUGGAACACACAAAUUAUUGAUUGUUAUUGUUUUACUAGUUACAAAACAGUGAAAUUAAUGUUGUGUUUGCCUUUAAACAAACACAUGAUUGAAAAUACAAUUCAUAUAUUUAUAAAAGGUGUGAUUGUGUGCUCUGGUGAUUAUUAACAUGUAGAUCGGUUACCAUAGCAACACAAAUGAUACAUUUUAAAUGUCCAUAAUGCUGUUGUCAGUUUAUUGCACUAUAAUUAUUUAUUUGACUAAAGGAAAGAGUAUUGUUUUAAUAAAACAAUGUGCUUGUUUUUUUGAAUGUUUUGGUUGUUUUUUUGUAUUAAAUGAUAACUU